Molecule: messenger RNA, 1732 nt
Organism: Meloidogyne enterolobii
Lineage: Eukaryota; Metazoa; Nematoda; Chromadorea; Rhabditida; Meloidogynidae
Source: the annotation of a GenBank genome assembly
AAAAAUGACAGCAGCAGGCCAAUUACUUUUUGAUGAAUCUGGACAACCUUUUAUUUUGUUACGUGAACAGGAAAGGCAAAAACGAUUGACUGGUGUAGAGGCUUUGAAGAGCCACAUUUUGGCAGCUAAACAAGUCGCAAAUACGUUAAAAACAUCUUUAGGUCCUCGUGGAUUGGAUAAAAUGUUGGUUAGUCCGGACGGGGAGGUAACGAUCACAAAUGAUGGGGCAACUAUUAUGAAGAAUAUGGAUGUAGAACAUCACGUAGCUAAAUUAAUGGUGGAAUUGUCGCAGUCGCAAGAUGAUGAAAUUGGUGAUGGAACUACUGGGGUUGUUGUAUUGGCCGGUGCUUUAAUGGAACAGGCGGAAUCACUUCUAGAUAAAGGCAUUCAUCAAACCAAAAUUGCUGAUGGCUUCGAAAUGGCUUGUAAAAAGGCCUUGGAAGUGUUGGAUUCUAUUGCUGAAAAAUUUCCAAUUGACAAUAGAGAGGCAUUAAUUAGAUGUGCGAUGACUUCGCUUGGUUCUAAAAUUGUAAACAAAUGUUUAUAUCAACUAGCUUCAAUUGCUGUCGACGCUAUUUUAGCUGUUGCUGAUUUGGAACAACGCGAUGUUAAUUUCGAAUUGAUCAAAAUUGUUGGGAAAGAAGGUGGACAACUUGAAGAUACUGCUUUAAUUAAAGGAGUUGUUAUUGACAAAACUAUGAGUCAUCCUCAAAUGCCUCGACGUAUGGAAAAUGCAAAAAUUGCUAUUCUUACUUGCCCGUUCGAACCGCCAAAGCCAAAAACUAAGCAUAAAUUGGACAUUACUUCAACUGAAGAUUACAAACAAUUGCAAAAAUAUGAGCGUGAAACUUUUGAAAAAAUGAUACAAGAUGUUAAAGCAAGUGGAGCAACAUUAGCUCUUUGUCAAUGGGGAUUUGAUGAUGAAGCAAACCAUUUACUUUUACAUCAUAAUUUGCCUGCAGUUCGUUGGGUUGGUGGGCCCGAAAUUGAGUUAAUUGCUAUUGCCACAAAUGGGCGUAUCGUUCCUCGUUUUGCAGAACUUACACCAGAAAAAUUGGGUUCUGCUGGACUUGUCCAUGAAUUGACUUUUGGAACAGACAAUGACCAAAUGUUGUGUAUUGAAAAUUGUCCUAAUAGACGAGCUGUGACGGUUUUGAUUCGUGGUGGAAACAAAAUGGUUAUUGAAGAAGCUAAACGUUCACUUCACGAUGCAUUCUGUGUUGUUCGCAAUUUAAUUCGUGACGAUAAAAUUGUCUAUGGUGGAGGUGCUGCAGAGUUGGCUUGUUCUAUUGCUGUUGCACAAGAAGCUGAUAAAGUUGAAGGAAUUGAACAAUAUGCUUAUCAAGCAUUUGCUGAUGCAUUAGAAAGCAUUCCAGCAGCUUUAGCAGAAAAUUCUGGAUUGCCACCAAUUGAGACUUUAACAGAAUUGAAAGCUCGUCAAAUUCAAAAUGUUUCUGUGUCGUCUGACGAGUCUUUAACUGCUAGCAACACAAAAUCUGAUGAGAAUAAUAAAUGUUGUUAUGAAAAGUUGGCAUAUUUUUUGGGUGUUGAUUGUCUUCAAAAAGGGACUAAUGAUAUGAAAUCACAAGGCGUUAUAGAAACUUUAUUGUCUAAAAGAGAACAACUUUCGUUGGCUACACAGGUUGUCCGAAUGAUUUUAAAAAUUGACGAUGUUCGUGUACCUGAAGAUGAAGGAGCAAUGUAUGGAGGAAUGGGCGGUGGUUUUCAAUAA